Messenger RNA from Fusarium verticillioides 7600, 1482 nucleotides. RefSeq lists its product as hypothetical. The coding region runs from base 1 to 1482 and encodes 493 amino acids. The record is from RefSeq and is a predicted model, not a curated record. NCBI's taxonomy places the organism in Eukaryota, Fungi, Ascomycota, Sordariomycetes, Hypocreales, Nectriaceae. The transcript is spliced from 7 exons.
AUGCUGACUUUGACAGCCAUACUGGUGCUACUGUUUAUUAGUACGGUCAGCCCGUUCCCAGCUGACAGCAGGGGGCCCCAAUAUGGCCUUGACACAAGAGCAAUUGGUAUGCAGAACCGCAGGCUUACCAAGGCCCAUUAUGCCUUUAAAAAGAACAAGGCAGACGGGUCUGCCUUCUGUUCGACGUAUCUUCAAAUCACCAAAACCUCCACUAUUACGCCUGUCGUUACAACCUCAACAACAAAAUGGAUAGCACAACCUGUCAGGGUAGUGGUUAUUCAGCGGGUCAGCUUUAUUGUUAAUCAUAUCGCCCGGAAAAAAACAACGAAGACCGCAUCCACGACAAUCACAAAAACAAGCACUGCUAGUGUCACCGCUUUAAAGACUCAGAGGAUAACAAGCACCCAGACAGAUGAUGCUACCAGUACAGACAUAGCACAAGUUACUCAGAGUGCCAUAGUGCAAGUGACACAGCAAGUGACACAGCAAGUGACACAGCGCAUCACUAGUACCGUUACAGCUACCGUUUACGUGACAUCUACCACAGAUCUUACAAGCAUUGGCACCAUACAGAUCACAGAGGAAGUUCCGACCACUGUCAUUGUUACUAUAGCAGCACAGCGGAACCUGCCACAUCAACGACGACAGCCCGGCUAUGGAUCUAGCAACUAUAAGAUCACUGAAAACAUGGGACAAUAUGACUUUGGCACAUGCAAAUCGUAUUGUUCGGCACAGACUGGCGCAUUGAGCUUUGCGUUCUAUGAUCAGCUUUGUGCAUGCUUCAACGCCUUGAUGUAUACUGUCUUGAUUAGGAGGGAUCCUAAUUCCGUCUUUCUUUGGUACGAUAUGGUCUGUUCCUCAGCGCCUAUCAUUGUUCUGGAUUCGACUAACUCCCAUCUUAAGCACGCCAAACGAGCCGUACAAGUGAAUAAAAACGUCCCUGCGUACUUACCACUCAAGGGCGCUAGCGACGUGAGCAGUGCGUGUUCAUGUCAUAUCACCAACAAACUAGCUGCGCCUACUACUACAACAAUAAAUGCUGUCAACGCUAAAACAUUCACAUCUACAGUAAAGAGCUUCACAAAGGUUUACUACAAGACGACAAAAUACGUUACUGUCACCAGUCAGAGGACUGUCAGCAUAACUGACAGCAAGACAAUAACCGCGACAGAUUACAGCACCGUAACCAUCACAGACCUCAAGAGUCUUACAGUCUCUCAACCCAUCAUUAUCACCGUCACCGAAUUAGAGAUCGUCACUAUUACCAACGUCAAUACCGUUGAUGUUACAGACUACAAUACUGUCUAUACUACCGAUGUGGAUACGGCCUUAGAAACAGAUCUCGAGACUGUAAUUGCUACCGAUGUGGAAUAUCUUACUGAGACCGACGUCGAAACAGUUGCCGUUACUAUCACCAACGCCGACAUGAUAACGCCCUCUCCAGUAAUUGUCGUGGUGGUAUCAGGAACUACAUAUGGGUGA